Metopolophium dirhodum (rose-grain aphid) is the source of this 858-nucleotide messenger RNA. RefSeq names its product nuclear nucleic acid-binding protein C1D-like. The record is from RefSeq and is a predicted model, not a curated record. Gene Ontology annotation, biological process: maturation of 5.8S rRNA; regulation of gene expression. Gene Ontology annotation, cellular component: exosome (RNase complex); nucleolus. The coding region runs from base 185 to 637 and encodes 150 amino acids. The transcript is spliced from 2 exons. Gene Ontology annotation, molecular function: DNA binding; RNA binding. NCBI's taxonomy places the organism in Eukaryota, Metazoa, Arthropoda, Insecta, Hemiptera, Aphididae.
CAUACACAGUAGAACGUCAUGAUAUCAUGUUAUAUCAUGCACUAUGCAGUAGAAUAUAGAGUCGGGCAUCAAUUGUAAUAUUAUUAAAUUACCUAAGGUUCAUUUCACACUUAACCGGCUUUACCGAAAUUGUCGGUAAAACCAUUGUCCAUCUACCGAGGGCUACGAACUUGAUCAAAUUAAAAUGGCAACAUUAGACUUGGAUGAAGAAUUACUCAAAGAUGAAGAGUUAGUUGCAAGCAUUCAAAAUUUGGACCAUUCAAUUGUAGAUAUUGAAACGUUACUAGAAUCACGAAUGGAUUUAGAUUACAACUCUCUGUCAGUGGAAGAUAAAAUUAAGCAUGAUCUACUUAUUGCAUUUGCAUUGAAUAGUUUGUAUUGGAUUUACCUGCGAUUGGAUGGUGUUGAUCCAACUUCUCAUAAUAUAAAAAGAGAAUUGGAUCGUGUAAAAUCAACUAUGGAUAUGGCUAAAGGUGCUAUGGCCAAAAAAAAUAUGCUAAGAGUUGAUAAAAAAGCUGCUGAAAGGUUUAUCGAUCAUGCUCUUUGGACACCAGAAGAUAAGAAACGUAGGUCUCAUAAUAUGGAAAACCCAAAUAAAAAAAUAAAAUUUGAUGAAAAUGGUGACCCAACAAAAUAAAAUUAUUUUAAAUAACUCUUUUAUUGUGAUGCUCUUUUUUGUAUUGUAAAUUUACAGUAAACUAAGUUGUUAAAUUGUGUCUUAAUGUUAUAUUUUUUUUUUGUGUGUGUUUUGGCACUUUUAACCUUGUUAAGGUUGAUAAAGGAGACAACUAUUAUAACAAAUGGAUAAAUGAAAUCACUAAAAUAUACACAAAUACACAAUGUAUUAAUCUAAUUAAA